CACUACACCGGAAAAACACCACGACCGGGGGUAAGUGGAAACUCUCUACCACCGAAUUUGCCAGCAAGAGCGACAUUAAAUCUUUCAGCGCCAGAUUCCAACCGCGUUUCCUUUCUCCCGCCUCAAUCCUGCCGUUACCGACCUCGACAGACAGCUUUGUCGCGCAAAGCUUGCAUUGUGUUCAAGAAUAACACUCAUUCAAAAUGGCCGGCCUCAACCCCCAGAUCACGAACCUCAUCAUCAUCCUCGGGAUGAUGCAGGUCUCGAAGAGAAUUCCCUUCACUGAUCCGGAUGUCCUCAAUAUGUGCCGGGCGGGUUACGCGCUCAGCAACCUGAUCAUCCUGGGCAUUUACCUCUACAUCCGGUCUAUCAUCAACAAGAAGAAGGACUUGACAAUCCUGAAAUACGUCGAACCCGCAGCAAUGGGCUCCUCUGAGGAGGGCAAGCUCGUCACGACGACCAUCCACGCGUACGAUCUGGCGCAGCUGAAGAGCAUGAUGCGGUCGCAGAUGAUGGGCGUCGCCAUGAUGGGCGUCAUGCACAUCUACUUCAAGUACACCAACCCGCUGCUGAUCCAGAGCAUCAUCCCGCUCAAGGGCGCCUUCGAGGCCAACCUGACCAAAAUCCACCUCUUCGGCAAGCCCGCGGCUGGUGAACUCAAGCGCCCCUUCAAGGCGGCUUCCGGCCUGAUGAGCGGCCUCCAGGGCGGCGCUGCCCAGAGCGACAAGAAGGCCGUCGAGGCUGCCGAGCGGGCCGGUCGCGGCGGCGCCAAGGAGGAGUAAAGGGGCCGGCUGGCUGAGCAUUGGGCGGGGAUUUCGCUGAUUUGGAAUCGGCCUGUUUCUUUACAUCCAUAUUCCCGGUCAUAGUCGCGAUUUCGUCUGUGAUUAUAGAACGG
Messenger RNA from Phialemonium atrogriseum, 895 nucleotides. Its product is annotated as phosphate transporter. Lineage: Eukaryota; Fungi; Ascomycota; Sordariomycetes; Cephalothecales; Cephalothecaceae. The record is from RefSeq and is a predicted model, not a curated record. Gene Ontology annotation, cellular component: endoplasmic reticulum; mitochondrion. The coding region runs from base 204 to 782 and encodes 192 amino acids. Gene Ontology annotation, biological process: protein targeting to ER. The transcript is spliced from 3 exons.